AGUGUUAGCAGGCUAACUAGAGAAAGAAAGCUAACUAAUCGUGAGAGUGGAAGUGGAGCUAACGUUAAAGGAAAAGGCAACUGUCAAAACAGCAAAGGGAACAGAAAUCUUAGUGAAGUGGUAUUUCUGUUAGACACAUGAACAGAUUUUUAGCUAGUUAAUCAAAGACCGUGUUUGUCAGAUGCCCGAGGAGCAUUUUGGAUACUACAUCGAUUGUCCCAUUUCCAAACGGAAACCAUUUCUGGACAGACAGUUCGUGCUAGCCAGCUAGCUAAGUGAAUCAUCCAGGAGACUUUUCAUUGUCACCUAAAAACCCAAACUGAAUGUUUUGUCUGUCAUGAGUCCGGCCGGGUGCUCCCAUGUGAACGGUUAUAAGGUGGACAAUUGGAAACAAAAUCUUCGAGUCAUAUACCAAUGCUUUGUUUGGAGUGGUACUGCUGAGACCAGGAGACGCAAGGUGCGUCAGAGUGAUGCAGGAUGGACAGAGCUGGCCAAGUCGUGCAUUUGUCACAUGUGUGGCGCCCACCUGAACCGACUCCACUCUUGUCUCUACUGCGUCUUUUUCGGCUGUUUUACGAAGAAACACAUCCACGAGCACGCAAAAAACAAGAGACACAAUCUAGCGAUAGACUUAUUAUACGGCGGAAUAUAUUGUUUUGUGUGUCAAGACUACAUAUACGACAAAGACAUGGAGCAGAUUGCCAAAGAGGAGCAGAGGAAAGCCUGGAAAUUGCAAGGCAUAGGAGAGAAAUACACGACGUGGGAGCCGACCAAGAGGGAGCUAGAGUUAUUACGACAUAAUCCAAAGCGGAGGAAAAUCACUACAAACUGUACCAUAGGUUUACGAGGGUUAAUAAACCUGGGCAACACAUGUUUCAUGAACUGUAUUGUUCAGGCCCUAACACACACACCACUGCUGCGAGACUUCUUCCUCUCCGACAGACACAAGUGCGAGAUGCAAUCAAACUCCUGUCUGGUGUGUGAGAUGUCGCAGCUCUUUCAGGAGUUCUACUCGGGCCACCGUUCGCCCCACAUUCCCUUCCGGCUGCUGCACCUGGUGUGGACACACGCACGUCACCUCGCAGGCUACGAGCAGCAAGACGCCCACGAAUUCCUCAUCGCAGCGCUGGACGUACUACACAGGCACUGCAAAGGGGACACCAUCAGAGACGACAAUGGGAAGAAGGCCAACAAUCCAAACCACUGUAACUGCAUCAUUGACCAAAUCUUUACUGGUGGCCUGCAAUCAGAUGUUACUUGUCAAGUUUGCCAUGGUGUUUCCACGACGAUAGAUCCAUUCUGGGACAUCAGUCUGGACCUGCCUGGUUCAUCCACACCUUUCUGGCCCCUCAGCCCAGGAGGGGAUGGCAGCACAGUCAAUGGAGAGAGCCACCUGUCAGGGUCCACCACGCUCACAGACUGCCUACGCAGGUUUACGCGGCCCGAGCAUCUAGGAAGCAGUGCCAAAAUCAAGUGCGGCGGUUGCCAUAGUUACCAGGAAUCCACCAAACAGCUGACAAUGAAGAAGCUCCCCAUCGUAGCAUGUUUCCAUCUCAAACGGUUUGAGCACUCUGCUAAACUGCGGAGGAAGAUCACUACAUACGUUUCCUUCCCUCUAGAGUUGGACAUGACGCCUUUCAUGGCAUCCAGUAAAGAGAGCAGAAUGAAUGGGCAGUAUCAACAAACGGUUGAUGUAUUAAACAACGACAAUAAGUAUUCCUUGUUUGCGGUGGUCAACCACCAAGGCACAUUAGAGAGUGGCCACUACACCAGCUUCAUCCGCCAGCACAAAGACCAGUGGUUCAAAUGUGAUGAUGCCAUAAUCACCAAGGCCAGCAUUAAGGAUGUACUCGAUAGUGAAGGGUAUCUCUUAUUCUACCAUAAACAGUUCCUCGAGUAUGAGUAGUCUUUGUGACCACUGACCACGAAGAACCACUGCUUCUAAAUGCGAGAGCCAAGGGACUGGAGACAGGAUGAAACACAAACACACAAACCUACCUGAAACUCUUUGACUACCAGUCUGCGCCUCCAGCUCUGGAGGACAUAAACAAAAAAGACGUGUGAAAUCAUGCAACCUUUCAAAAGAAAAAAAAAAAAAAAAACAAGCACUGAGCUACUUCUUGGCAUCUACUUGACAAAACUGAAUGAAGAGGAGAGAAGGAGGAAGAGUCGGGCGUCGUCAGUUCCAGGCUUAGGCAGAGGGAAGAGGCCCCACACCCCUCACUCUCUCUCCCUCCUUUCCCUUCCUGCUGCAGGGGCAGAGUCUGAGCGAGACUGACUGUCAUGUUGAUUGGGCACAUCUGGAUUUUUCUUACAGUAUUCUGAACCCCUAUACCCAACCCACCCCCUCACACCCCCCCCCCCCCCCCCACCCCCCUCCAUUUUCUCUCCCAUGGUGCUCUCGUUUCAACUGACCAAGCAUUUAACUUAGUCAUGGUGGAAGACAUGUUGUUGUCAUAUGCACUUGGGACUGAACGCAAAAAAAACACAAAAAAAACCAACAAAAAAUACAAAAUAAAAUCAACGUAUUAUGAACUUUGCAAGAACAUUUUUAAAGGUAUGGUUAUGAUUCUUAUCAUUUGUGAAUUUAGUUAUGAAAUACUGUAUGAAUCUAGUAUACAUCUAUUUUUAAGAGCAAAGAAAACAUGGGAGAGCUUAGAGACGCUGCCUUUGCCAGUUGCUGGGGAAGCGCUGCCAUGGAAACUAAACAGAUUUGGACCUGAGUGUGCUCAUGUUCCAUUAUUUACUGUGUUGAUUGUUUUAUUUUUAAGUCUGGUUGAGGGCAGGGAAUAUCUAUUUUUUUUAGCAACUCAUUGAAUUUUGAGUUUUUGUUUACUGUUCUUUUCAGUGUCUUUUUUUUUUUUAAUUUUCAGUACAGUCAUAUGUCCCUCGCUGUCCUGGUACUGGAAAUGUUUUUUGGACGUAUUAUACUUUCAUUCUUGUGGAAUUGUUGGUAUAAUGAUGGUGGUGAUUAAAUUGGCUCACCUUUGCUGUUUAUGAAUUGUAUGUUGAAUGUGAGCUUUGGGUUUGGUAUGGCAUUCUGAAGAGAAGACAUACAUACAACACAUGAACUCCAGAUGAGGUCCUCCAUCAUGUGAGAAUGCUGUGGUCUCUCCUCAUUAAACACCUUGAAUGCUCUGUGCAAAAAAAAAAAAAAAAAAAGCCCAUUUAACAACACUGCAUGCGACUGGGCUCAUGAUCUUAUAAAAUGUGAAGAAUUGCCCUCAGUAAUGCCUCAAGGCCUGCUGCCCAUCAAGACUUUUGUUCUGUAUUUUGGGGAUGGGAAGGCGAUCAUUUGAGAUACAUAGAGGGUAAAACACAUUGCACGCAUAUGGGCACUGUUCGGCCACAGCCUGGCUCUGAAUCCAUCAGUGUAAAUCUUCUCCAUGGCAACUGUGUGGCUGGUGUAGACCGGUGUGGUUCGUGGUGUGUCUUGCCUCUGCAGUGCAGUAAACCCAGUGCUCUAUUCAAUCAGUAUGCUGUCAAGUCAGACUUUAGAUAAUGCACAUACACAUCAGGGUGUUGUGGUAUGUUUUGUUUGAAUAUCACUGAUUGUGUAUGUAUUAAAUAAAAAAUACAGAAUAAAAAAUAUUCACUCAUGUAUAAGAUGAGGGCCCUAACCUUUCACAAAGUAAUGCCACAUUAAAAAAAAAAAAAAAAAAAAAAAACCACAACCCCUGGUUGUUUAGCUGCUCUGUAAUUGAAAACAAACAUGCAUAUCCUUUGGUCUGCUGCAGAACCUCAGCUAGAGGACAACAGUGGGUUUCUGAACAGUAAAAUCAAAGACUUGUGAGAAAUGGUCGCACUAUGGUUGUGAUGUAUCAUGGAGCAGUUCAGGCCACCCAAGGACAUUCAGGGACGCAGCUGAAACGAAAAGGAAGAGGAGAGCUUCAUUAUCCGUUUCAGUGAUUAAACUCAGAACAAAACUGGAAUGUGUAUGUGCUGUUUUUUUUUUUAGUCUCAUUCUUCCAUUUACGCUUCCCUUCUUUGGGACAGUGUAUUUCCCGAACGUGAAGUUCUGUAGUGUAUCAGCCACACCAGCAUCCAUGAGUGGUGUUUAGAGAUUUCUGUUGUGCAGUUCUUCUAUUACUAGUGCCAAGGUAUUCUCAUGGUGGAACAAGAGAGCACAGUAAAGGGAAUAUAACCUCUGUUUAUCAGGAGCUGACAGGCAGAACACAGUGAAACUCAGUGUUGUAUUUCUGGCCCUGGAGAUGUAGUUAUGUAUUUGACUAUGGCGCCUCUCUGUGGUCAAACCAUAAAGCACAAGACAGUCUGAAAAAAUAUCAAGCCUGCACUGACAAUUGUGUCAUUUCAGACUGAAAAGAAUGUGAAGAAAGGGAAUUUAUAUUCCUUCAACCAAACAGCCUCACAUAAUAACAUGUUUUCGUACGAUUGGUAUAACAUGCAGCACAUUUCUACAGUAAUUGGACAUAAUUAAUAUUACCCAAGAAUUUACAUGUGACAAGCUUAAACUUGUACAUUCAGGAUUUGUUAUCAGUUGUAAUUAUUUUGGAAAUAAUUGUGAUGUGGAAAA
Molecule: messenger RNA, 4534 nt
Organism: Seriola aureovittata
Lineage: Eukaryota; Metazoa; Chordata; Actinopteri; Carangiformes; Carangidae
Product: ubiquitin carboxyl-terminal hydrolase 22-like
Exons: 14
Coding region: 338-1906 (522 amino acids)
Biological process (GO): protein deubiquitination
Molecular function (GO): zinc ion binding; cysteine-type deubiquitinase activity
Source: RefSeq, a predicted model, not a curated record